AUGGAAGAAAUCGAGGAGGAACCAGAUAGCACGAUUAGUGACGGAGUUAACAUCUUCGAUGACUUCGCUGUUGACAAGGCUGAAGAGAGCGACGGCAGUUAUCCGGCCAUCAAUGAGACAACUUCUUUUGCGCCAGCAUUGAGAAAAUCCAAUCUUGAAAUUAAUGAUGACAAGCCUAAAGUUGAGGAAGUCAAGACGUUCUACUCAAUUCCAGAAUUUAUAGUUUGUGAGAAACACGAUGGUGACAGCAACGACUUUUUUGACACAUCACCCUCCGUGAUAAAAGACUUUUUACUGGCUCAAGUGCUUGGUAUACGAAUAUUUGUAUUUGUGCUGCAACUGCUAUUUAAUUCAUGGGAUUUUUCAACAGAUGCGUUUAAAGGAGUCCCGGUUGAAGAAGGUAUAUUCCAUUAGUU
Strongylus vulgaris is the source of this 416-nucleotide messenger RNA. The record is from the annotation of a GenBank genome assembly. NCBI's taxonomy places the organism in Eukaryota, Metazoa, Nematoda, Chromadorea, Rhabditida, Strongylidae.